UUGGGGACGUGUAUGUUUUGGUCUCAACAUGUAGGUUCUAGAACUUGUUAGCCUUAUCCAUUUACCUUGUGUGACAUCACUUGUACAAUGAUUUUUUAACCUUGUACCAUGUUUUAUUAUUAUUAAAAAAAUAAAGAGCUUAGUAAUAAUUUGGUUUUUUUUCUCUUGUCUUUGUAUAAAAGGCGGUGAAGGUGGAAAUAAUAAAAUAGAAUUUGAGAGCUUAUGAGGAACUGAACUUGUGCUUAAUUUGAGAAACUUAUUAUGAUGGUUACUUUCGGUGGUGGUAGUGAAAAUUUUGGAGGAAAAAUGGUGAAGAUGAAAGGUGGUGAUGUGAGUGUGAUGAUCACAGAGUGGAAGGAUAUUCCAGUUGAACUUUUGAUGAAAAUAUUGUCACUUUUGGAUGAUCAAAUGGUGAUUAUAGCUUCUCAUGUUUGUCAUGGAUGGAGAGAUGCUAUUUCUUUUGGUCUUUCUCGUUUAUCACUCUCAUGGUGUAGCAAGAAUAUGAAUAACUUGGUCCUAUCACUUGCUCCGAAGUUCACAAAACUGCAAACUCUAAUCCUUCGUCAAGACAAGCCUCAACUAGAAGACAAUGCUGUUGAGGCUGUUGCGAACUUUUGCCGUGACUUGCAGAUUCUGGACCUCAGCAAAAGUUUCAAGCUUACCGAUAGUUCGUUGUAUGCUGUUGCCCUUGGUUGUCGUGAUCUUACAAAACUUAACAUUAGUGGCUGUUCAGCGUUUAGUGACAAUGCUCUGGCUUACCUAGCCAGUUUAUGCAGAAAGCUGAAAAUUUUGAAUCUGUGUGGUUGUGUUAAAGCUGUAUCAGAUACUGCAUUACAGGCAAUUGGACAUUACUGCAAUGAGUUACAGUCUUUGAACCUUGGAUGGUGUGAACAAGUCAGUGAUGUUGGAGUGAUGAGUUUAGCAUAUGGAUGUCCUGAUCUUAGAACACUCGACUUAUGUGGUUGUUUACUUAUAACAGAUGAUAGCGUAAUAGCCUUGGCAGAUAGGUGUCCUCAUCUGAGGUCACUUGGGCUGUACUUCUGCAAAAACAUAACCGACAGAGCAAUGUAUUCAUUGGCACAAAGCAAAGUGAACAACAAGAUGUGGGGAUCUGUUAAUGGUGGAAAUGAAGAAGAUGGUUUGAGGACUUUGAACAUUAGCCAGUGUACAUCUCUCACCCCUUCUGCUGUUCAAGCUGUUUGCGACUCAUCUCCUGCGCUUCACACAUGCUCAGGAAGACAUUCACUCAUAAUCAGUGGCUGUCUUAAUCUUACAUCAGUGCACUGUGCAUGUUGUGUCCGGCCGCACAGUGCUAUAAGCCCUUUCCCUCACUCAGCCCAUUGAACCAGUUAGGUUUUGAUGUAUAAAGAAACUGUAGGGAAGUACCUUGAAGGGACUAGAGAAGUGAAAAAUAAUUUACCUCUAUUAGAUGUUUUAUAUUGAGGGCUGUAUUAUAUCAUGUAGAAGCACUUGAACUUGUCUAGUUUAGGACAUUUUGGAUGUAAAUAUUAGUUUAAUCCAAGCUUGGCUAUAAACUUAUGGUAAAUUAUUAGACAUGGACUUCUAAAAUUAUGUGGUUUUAUGGAAGGAUGUUAAAAUGAAUGUUAGAUUUUCUAAUUGGGAAAUGUA
Trifolium pratense (red clover) is the source of this 1629-nucleotide messenger RNA. RefSeq names its product F-box protein SKP2A-like. NCBI's taxonomy places the organism in Eukaryota, Viridiplantae, Streptophyta, Magnoliopsida, Fabales, Fabaceae. Gene Ontology annotation, molecular function: protein binding. The record is from RefSeq and is a predicted model, not a curated record. The transcript has 4 exons. The coding region runs from base 262 to 1344 and encodes 360 amino acids. Gene Ontology annotation, cellular component: SCF ubiquitin ligase complex. Gene Ontology annotation, biological process: SCF-dependent proteasomal ubiquitin-dependent protein catabolic process.